Molecule: messenger RNA, 2719 nt
Organism: Rotaria sordida
Lineage: Eukaryota; Metazoa; Rotifera; Eurotatoria; Philodinida; Philodinidae
Source: the annotation of a GenBank genome assembly
AUGUCUACAACAAACGAUCAACAUGUACCGAUCAUGUCCCCACCACGUCGUAAUAAUACAACUUCUCGCCUUACUACACGUGUUGGAAUUUUAAACGGCGAUUUUGCAAUUGUUCUAAGUAAACAUCGAGUUGUAUUUAAAAUAUAUAAUCAAAAUAAACUUGUAAAAGAUGAAUUUCUUGGCAUGGUUUUUGUUGAUUUGAAUCUCAAUAUUUCAUAUGAAUCAGCUGAACAAUCAAUUGUUCUUCAACAUGUUCGUGAUAUUGCAACAAUUGGAUUAGUUUAUAUAAAUCCUGUUGAUGAUAUUGAUUCAAAUAAUUCUCAACCAAAUGCAUCAACAAAUUUAUGGAGUGCAAUAGCUACAACUGUUAUUAGUUCAUACGAUGCCCUUGGUCCAUUACCAUUUGAUUGGCAAAUGUUCAAAAUGGAAAAUGGUCGUAUGUUUUUUAUUGAUCAUGCUAAUAAACGAACAACAUGGAUUGAUCCACGAAGUGGUAAACCAAGUCCAUCAUCAGAUGCGCAACAUGAACUUAAUCAAAAUGGACCAUUACCAGUAAGUAAAACAAAAUAGCUAUUUAUUUAUUUUGUGAAACACAAUUUAAAGAAGGAAGAAUACUCCUACUUUUCAGCUAUCUAAUGACAUUUUGCGUUCAAUUGCUUGAACUUCCCAUACACACUAACUAACUAACUACAAGAGUAGAUGUACGUCACAAUGUACUCAGCAGAUAUCGGACGGGUCAUCGUUAGUAUGUUAUCCAGGGUCAUUCCAUGGAUGGUGAUAUUGAAGUUUGCACACAAUACCUUGUGAAUAUGUCUCAAACAAAGAAGCUAUUUAACCAUGAUAACUCGAUCUGAAAGAGGUGUUAAAGUAUAAAGAUAGAAAUUUCAAAUCACUCUCCUCACGAGGAAACUUUUUCAACUGAUCGAUCGCUUUAGGUAGAUUUCAGUUAGAUAUGAAAAACAUCAAAAUGAUAAGUCCUAUAAGGUCUUCUAUCCAGAAUUAUAAAUAUUUUAUUAGAAUUUUAGUCUCCGGCAUAGUAAAUACCAACAAAUUAAAUGUUAGUAUUUCAAACUGAGAUUUUGCUUGUAGACAGAUUUAUUGUAUUGGCACAUAAGUUCUGCACAUUUUGAUCAAUAGAAUUUUAUCGCCAAUAUAAAACUAGAUUUUAAAGCAAGUAAUUAUAUAUUCUGAUAGCGCUCAGAAUUCUCUAUCAUCCUGUGUAUUUAAAUCUUGACUUACAUUUAUUUGCUGAAAAAUAUUUUGAAUACAGUGAAGACAUCCUCACCCACAUUGACAAUGUUCGAAAUAUUUCUCAGCAAAUGAGUUCAAGUCAAGACCUGAAUAUAUAGGACGAUAGAGCAUUUCAAGAGCUUUCAGAAUAUAUAAGUACUUUUCUAAAAAAAUCGGAUUGCUGUAUAGAUAAAAAUUUUAAAAACACAUGAGAAAGGAACAAAAAAUGAAGUUCGUGGAAAUCUGAGGAAGAGAAUAUCUUCACUGUAUUCAAAAUAUUUUUCAGCAAAUACUUAGGGCUAUCCGAAAGUAGUGGCGGUGAUAUCUUAUUUUCAUCUGGAAUGCUUAGAAAAUUUUUCUUUUUUUAUCAAUAGAUAGAGCGUGUUUUGCUCUAUCUUUCUAUGCUAUUUGAUCCUAUUCAAUUGAUAUAAUUUAUAAUAAAAUUUCUAGAAGAACUUGUUUUCGUGAUACUCCACCUGGUACCAAUAGUGCAUAUUAUAAUCUAUGCAUUUUUCAUUUCGUAUUUUUUUUCUUUUUUCUUCAUUUGUCUCUUCUUUCUUUCAUCUUUUUUGUCUUAUCUUUUCUAAUAACUAGUCGUUCAUAUAUUUCACAAGGUACAAAACAAUAAUAAUGAUGAAACAAAAAAGAAAUACAGAAACAAGUUCAACAAUUCUUUAUUUUAUCAAAUGUUCAAAAUAAUCACCUUGGUUAUCUAUACACAAUUGCAUUCUUUCAAUCCAUUUCUCGAAGGUUUUUCUAUAUUCUUUUGUAUUUAUAGAGUACAUGAACUCGCUCACAGCAUCACAUAAUGACUCUGAAUCACUGUGGUCAGUUAGAUUUUGUUUAAUUAAGUCGAAUAACCAAAAGUCACAUGGUGAUAAAUCUGGAGAAUUAGGUGGAUGUGGCACUAUUGUAAGACCUUCCGAUUCAAGAUAAUUGGAUACCUCUUUAUGAAUAUGCGGCCUUCCAUUAUCAUGAUGAAUUUUAAUGCGAUGAGUGCCAUGUGAGGGUCUUUGACGUUUGAUUUCAUCGACGAGAGGUCGUAAACAAUUGUCGAUGUAAUACUGGUGAUCAAUAACCUGGCCUCGUUCCACACGAUCAGUGUUGGGCAACUCCAACUCGGAGUUGGAGUUAACUCCGGAGUUGACGGAUUUUUUCAUUAGAGUUGGAGUGGAGUUGCAGUAGAUAUGGAGUGGAAUGUUGCAAUUGUGGGUAGAGUUGGAGCGGAGUUGAAAUUAGAUUUUACAUUUGAUGGACAGAGUUGGAGUAGAGUUGAAAUGGUCUGGAGCGGAGUUGGAGUGGAGUUGAAGUGAGAUUUUGCAAUUUGUGAGUAGAGUUGGAGCGGAGUUGAAUUGGUCUGGAGCGGAGUUGGAGUGGAGUUGGAGUUGAUGUCUUUUUGCGAGACCAUGACGUAAAUGAAUUACAAAAUAAUUCAAAAACACUGAACUACAAAAUAAUUCACUUUCUAUUAGUUUCUACCAGGGUCUAC